CUAACGUUCACAAACGUUCAGCAUUGAAUCUCUGUCACUGUGACCUGUGUCUGCUAAUUGACUAGGGCAUAAUCUCCUUAUUAUAUUUCCUUUUCGUCUGACCCUACCUCGAAAAUCGUUUUUAACUACUGCGGGGACCUUCUCCAUCUAAAUUUCUUUAAAUAAAGCGCAGUGGCCCUGGACGCAAAUAUCUCACUUCCCCUAGAUGUCGCUGCAUAAUGACAGUAUUGACUCAAAGGAAGGUAAGGUCGAGGACCCAGUAGCUGUGGCAGACGAGCAAGUACUUUCGCAGUACACGUUCGCGGAGACGAAGAAGAUUUUACGAAGAGUUGACUUACAUCUCCUUCCUCUCCUCAUGUUGGCGUAUCUGCUCAAGAACUUGGAUUCCAACAUCGUCUCAUAUGUCAAGACCGUUAACACGGGCAAAUCUACGAAUAUCCUGAAGCAACUUCAUAUGACUACGGAUGAGUACGGAUACUUGUCCACUAUUUUUACGUGUACUUUCCUGGCGUUCGAAGUCCCUUCGAACUUGAUUCUAAAGUGGUCUACGCCUCGAUUACAUUUUUGUCGUAUCAUUUUCUUGUGGUCCAUAGCUGCUUGUUGCCAUGCUGCGGCGACAAACAAAGGCGGCCUUUACGCUGCCCGUGCUUUUCUCGGCCUCUUUGAAGCCGGUCUUUUCCCCGGAAUUCUCCUCCAAAUGACAUUCUGGUACCGUCCAGACGAACUCGCCUUCCGCAUGGCCAUGAUCACCAUUCUCGGACAAUUUAGCAAUAUCCUUGACGCUCUGAUUGCGUACGGCCUUGCCUAUAUCGACGGACGCCACGGUUUGUCAGGUUGGCAAUGGGCUUUCAUUAUCGUCGGCUGCAUAGGAUUCGUGCUCACGGCUUUCAUUUUCCUAUUUCUCCCUGAUUACCCCGAUUCUCCUCAGGGUCACCGGCAGUUCCUCACUUCAGAGGAAGGCAAGUUCAUAGUUGAUCGCCUUCCUUCUAACUCGCCCCGCCAAUCCGACGCCAACUUCAAUUGGGCUGAUGUUAGGGCAGCGUGCAAGGACCCCCUUACUUACGGAUUCAGUUUCAUCUUACUUUGCCAACAGACUGGUAUUGCUGGAUACACCUUCUGGUUGCCCUCAAUUAUUGCUGGCUACGGAUUUACAACUACGACGAAUGCUCAGCUGCUUAAUAUUCCCCCUGCCGCUAUAUAUAUCAUAUCCGCGCUUUCAUUUGCUUGGAUUUCUGACCAUACCUUCAAAAUACCCCGGCCCGUGUACAUGCUCGUUUCUCUCGUCGUUCUUAUCGGUACUUUUAUUGGUCUCGCCGUGUGUCGGAACAAUGCAGGUCUUCUGACGCUCAUUCUCCUCACCGCGAUGCCCUACGCAAUAUACCAGACGAUGAUAUUUCCUUGGCGUUCCCAGAGCACCAAAGGAUCAUCUUAUGCCUCUUUUGCGUUCGCCUUCCAGAAUAGCGUGGGCCAGAUUGCAAGUAUUUUUGCUGCCCAGAUUUUUCAGUCGAAGUAUGCGCCAAGAUAUACCAUCCCUUACAUCGUGUGCAUCAUAUUCUUUUCGCUUGCGUUGUUUGCCGUCCUCUUUACGUGGUAUUUCAGUUAUGGUACCGAGAAGGAGAAUAGGCGCCUGGCAAAGGAAAGGAGGACGGCAGGGAAAGUAGACAACGUUGUCGUCGUAUAGAUAUUGGCGCGUUCUCAGACCUCCGAUUCUAUCUUCAGGGGGUUUGUGGUGGAUAUUUCAACGGUUAUAGUUUUCCAACAUAGGUCGUUUCAUGAUUCUUCAUUUCUGUUCACGCGUGUAUCGAGGAGAUACGUCUUCCUCUUCUUAUCUUACUUACGGCCGUAUUCAAAGACUGCGA
Desarmillaria tabescens is the source of this 1859-nucleotide messenger RNA. RefSeq names its product MFS general substrate transporter. The record is from RefSeq and is a predicted model, not a curated record. Gene Ontology annotation, biological process: transmembrane transport. Lineage: Eukaryota; Fungi; Basidiomycota; Agaricomycetes; Agaricales; Physalacriaceae. Gene Ontology annotation, cellular component: membrane. The transcript is spliced from 10 exons. The coding region runs from base 206 to 1681 and encodes 491 amino acids. Gene Ontology annotation, molecular function: transmembrane transporter activity.